UGUUGACGGGAGCGUAGAUGGUAUUGUUUCGUUCUCGCAGUUUCAGUCCAUUAGUCACGCAGCCUCCUGAAGUAGACAUCUUGCUUCCGCCACGAAGGGGUGCUUAGGGAAUUCCGCGUGUCUAAGGCGUGUGUGUUUUCCUUUUCGACCAGGGGUCCAAGUUCACUAUCGUUACUAUCGCUACAAGCGUUUGUAUUAAUGUGAUAUACCGUCUAUGGUGUCCUAGCUCGCGUGAAAAACGAUAGCAACGAAAGCGUUGUCGAAGACGUAGCUGACCCGCGGCUAAAGAAGAAGCCAGGUACCACGCUGUCGCGUGUCUGCUCUGCUCCCCAAUUUUCAGCUAAGUGUAUGUGAAAAAAUCUAGUACCAGAGCCCAGUUACAGUUUCUGGGAUAGUACCGAGAUCCCGUCAAAGUACUGUUUUCUUGCAGGAAGACUAAGACUGUCAGGGUGCAGCCAGUCGACUUCUGCAAACAUCAAGUUCUCCCGGCAUCGCCAGCGCCGGUGACGACCCGGACUCCUUGAGGCUCAUACUCCAAAAGAGCGCUAGCACUAAAGCAAGACCUCGUCGGUAAACAUCUUGACAGUCAGAUUGCAACUUGCACUGAGCCUGACUGAGUGCUGUUGAACCUUCUGAAGAUCCACCAUCUCAGUGCUGGACCGUAUCAUAUUUGAUCCUAGAUCUUGGAAAAAACAAUCUCACGGAGCCUUCCUUGGAGUUCGGUACACCGAGCGCAUAGUACUUCUAUUCGUUGUUGCCGUUAUUGUUGUUAUUUCCUACUAUUGUUACUCUCUCCUGCCCCACUUUAUUCCUAGCUGCCAUCCUAGCGUGCGUGUGUGUCGUGUGUUAGCCAUUCAGAACUGUAAGCAAAGUGCGGGGUAUGUGCUAAUAGUGCGUGAAAUUGGAUUGCGAUUGAAUUUUUAAACCAGCGUGCCCAGCAGGUGUCAACAGUUGUUGAGCAGUUUCAAGUGGAUAGAACGUUUACCCGCCAGCCAAUAGGAGCAGAAGUAAACAAAACAGCCGCAUCCCAAUCAUCUUUAGUAUCAGCAAUAACAACAAGGUGGCUUCGAGUGGGCGUGUGUGAAUGCUUCUAAGUGCUUUGUUAAUCUAUUCUACAUUAGUUUGUGCUAGUUAAGUGACAAGAAAUUAGAAAGAAUUAGAUUUAUGAUAUUUGCAAUUUAAGGACUUAAAUCGACAAGCAACAAAAGAAGAUAAUUAUUCUAAGUGAAACUAAUUGCAAGUCAUUUCAUACAACCUAAGAAUUUAGAAAACAAGAGGUUAAUAUAAAUAAGAAAUAAUUUAAUAAUUAAAUAAUUUAAUAAUCAACCCCGCCCUUUCUUCUUUCUCCGAUAUAGAAAAUAUGUUAAUAUAAAUAUUGAAAUCAAUCAUUUCUUCGACGAAACAGUGCGUGCGUGUGUGCUGAUCUACUAAAAUUAAACAAAUAUAAAAUACAUAUUAAACCAUAAAAUAAAUAAUUUAUAAAAUAUUUACAAAUAUAUUUACAUAUACAUCUAAAGGAUACACUUAAUCCGCUACAAAAAUUCAAUCUAAUAAUUAUUAAAAUAAUAAAUUAAAGUACUCUAAAAUAAACAAAUAAAAUAUUUAAAAAAAUGUCAUCAAACAGUCAAACGACACAACCACACUCUCAAACCGCUAAUCAACCAUCAUCGCAAAAUCAACAAACGAAUCAACAGCAACCGCAACAAACUAAUCAACAGCAACAGCAAAAUCAACAGAAAAAAUCUUCAACGACGGAUCGUGUUAUAGACAGCGUCCUAUUUCCACCAAGCCAUAAACUUACAAUAGCAGAAGUUUUCGAUUCACGAACCGGUAAACCAUAUCCAGAUGUACUUAAACAGCAUUUUAUACUUGAAGGUAGAAUUGAAGAGGCGGCCGCCCUACGAAUUAUACAAGAAGGGGCGGCAUUACUUAAAGCGGAAAAAACAAUGAUUGACAUUGAAGCUCCUGUAACAGUGUGUGGUGAUAUUCACGGGCAAUUUUAUGAUUUAAUGAAAUUAUUUGAAGUUGGCGGACCACCUUCAACGACAAAAUAUCUUUUUCUCGGUGACUACGUAGAUCGAGGUUAUUUUAGCAUUGAGUGUGUCCUGUAUUUAUGGGCUUUAAAAUUAUGUUAUUCAACAACAUUAUUUCUAUUACGUGGCAAUCAUGAGUGUCGACAUUUAACAGAAUAUUUCACCUUUAAGCAAGAAUGUAAAAUAAAAUAUUCAGAGCGAGUAUAUGAUGCAUGUAUGGAAGCAUUCGAUUGUUUACCAUUAGCUGCACUAAUGAAUCAACAAUUUUUAUGUGUACAUGGCGGGUUAUCUCCGGAAAUUCAUGAGUUAGAUGAUAUACGAAGGCUUGAUAGGUUUAAAGAGCCUCCAGCAUUUGGACCAAUGUGUGAUUUGCUGUGGUCCGAUCCACUAGAUGAUUUCGGCAAUGAAAAGAACGCUGAUUUCUAUUCACACAAUUCAGUUAGAGGUUGUUCAUACUUUUACAGUUACGCAGCCUGUUGUGAUUUCUUACAAAAUAAUAAUUUAUUAUCGAUCAUUCGAGCCCACGAAGCGCAGGACGCAGGCUAUCGAAUGUAUAGGAAAAGUCAAACUACGGGAUUUCCAUCACUUAUAACAAUAUUCUCAGCACCAAAUUAUCUGGAUGUUUAUAAUAAUAAAGCCGCAGUUCUUAAGUAUGAAAAUAAUGUCAUGAAUAUUAGACAAUUCAAUUGUUCACCACAUCCGUAUUGGCUUCCAAAUUUCAUGGAUGUGUUUACGUGGUCGUUGCCUUUUGUGGGUGAAAAGGUAACAGAAAUGCUGGUCAAUGUGUUAAAUAUUUGUUCGGAUGAUGAACUCAUGUCGGAAGGAGAUGAUGCUCUAGAAGAAGCACUAAGGCAAAAAAUUGUUCUAGUACCGGUAAGACGUGCAAAUGUAGCCAAUCUUCGCAAGGAGGUCAUAAGAAAUAAAAUACGGGCUAUCGGAAAAAUGGCACGUGUAUUUUCUGUUUUGAGGGAGGAGUCAGAAUCAGUUCUACAGCUGAAGGGAUUAACGCCAACUGGUGCAUUACCCCUGGGAGCGCUAUCAGGUGGAAAGACAUCUCUUAAAAACGCGCUUCAAGGAUUCUCACCAAAUCACAAGAUUACAUCAUUUGCUGAAGCAAAGGGUCUAGAUGCAAUCAAUGAGCGAAUGCCGCCACGAAAGGAUGCACCACCCACGCCUAGUGAAGAUCAAAAGUUACCAUCAUCGGGAGCUACAACACCACUAAACGUGACCGCAGUCAAUGAUAAUCGAAACAAUCAUUCUUCGUGAAUCUAUAGACAUUGAGAUAACAAAUCCAGAAAAAUUAAACGCUAUUAUUACCGAAGAAGAUGGAACAGUUUCAACAUCGGAGAGAAAACGGAUAGAUAACUAAUUAAAAAAAAAAAGAGAAAUGAAAAUCAACAAGCAAAUAUACGUUUAAUUAAGAAAAAUAUUAUUCGAGGAAUAUAAAUUAAUAAAUUUAAAAUGAAGAAAAAAGCAAACAAAGAUUUAAAUUGGAUGAAUUACAAAGAAAAAAAAAUAUUUAAAAUAAAUUAUUAAAUUGAAAAUAUUUAAAAGAAGUGAAAAGAACGAUUUCAAGAUUAUCAUUUCUUUAAAAAGACCAGAAUGUCCCAAUUUGAGUACUUUUUUUUUUAGAAAGAGAAACUAAAGCUUAGAGUGGUAAAAUUUGAAAAUAAACAGAUACAACAGAUUAUUGAAUAUAAAUACAAAGCAUAACAGAAAAAAUAAAUAAAUCUUCACGGAAAGAAGGCGAUGGAAUUUACGAAUACUUUUAAUAUGUUCAAAAUGAAUUUAAAUAAAAUAAAAAAUUUACAUUAGUUUACAAUAAAAGUGAACAACAAAAAUAUAUAUAUACAAGUUUGAAAUAAA
Molecule: messenger RNA, 3899 nt
Organism: Hermetia illucens (black soldier fly)
Lineage: Eukaryota; Metazoa; Arthropoda; Insecta; Diptera; Stratiomyidae
Product: serine/threonine-protein phosphatase 2B catalytic subunit 3-like
Exons: 15
Coding region: 1611-3299 (562 amino acids)
Biological process (GO): calcineurin-mediated signaling
Cellular component (GO): cytoplasm; calcineurin complex
Molecular function (GO): calmodulin-dependent protein phosphatase activity; calmodulin binding
Source: RefSeq, a predicted model, not a curated record